AUGCCAGAUCCGACAACCAAGCCAGCGAUGGGUCAAAAGCGUCCGCCAAGGAGUGCGGGAAGGCGCAGGCUCGAUGCACCCGAAGCCAUACUGUCCGAGGAUCGGCGAAGCCAAAUCCGCCGUGCUCAAAAAACAUAUAGAUUGAAAAAAGAAGCCAGCCUUCAACAAUCACAAAAGCAAGUGGCCUUCCUCGAACAUAAGAUGCAAAAAAUUACAGAGUCGCUUGUACAUUACAGAGUCACGCUUCAAUCGAGUCUAUCAGACACCCAUUGCGACCUUCUCAAGCAUUUUGACAAUAUUCUAAGUCUUCUGGCAUCGUCGGAGGACUUUGUCCAGGGAACUAGCGUCGACGACAUUUCAUUGAGAGAAACUUCUAAGAAGUCUACUCCACAACCACUCAUGGAUAUCCAGUGCGAUGACCGUUUUCCUAAUGAUACUAUGUCUGAUCACCAAGUCAUUGUCGAACCAAGCUCCACAUGCACUGAUAGGUUCCCGGCAACCGCGGUCGACCAGUAUCAAGAAACCGGGGAGAGGGACAUUUGUCGAUCCCCGCGUGUCAUACAGGAACAUAUUGGAUUAGAUCAUGACCAUCCCGUUGUGCAAAUCAUCGAUCAAUUUGGCGGAGCCAAUGUCCCCGAUUCAUAUUCAUUCCUGGAAACUUCCUUUACUCGAAGACUCAAACGAUCCAGUCUGGAGCAUGCCUUCCGGAUAUUUAAUGAUACACGCUCUGAUCCGCUUGAAGUCUUCCGAGUAUUCAGACUUGUCCCGUGUUUCAGGGAUAGGGCAAAGAUGCACCCCUACUUUAGAGACCUGGUCAGUUCCGGACGAGGCAGUUCACUGGAGAUCUCUACACUACCAUUUUAUUGUAUUGGGGGAGCUGGAACGCAUUAUGCAACGAAAGACGAAAAAGGAAACCCUAUUUAUCCCCCGAAGAUGAGGCUCCCUCGAAGAAUACUCGGUACUCUACCCAUGCCUGGAACUCUCGGGGACUCGAAUUCAGUCCAUCAGACCCAGAGUAAUCUACAGCUUUGUGGAUUCGGCGGCCAGUGGUUCGAUUGCCGCGAUGUGGAAGGAUAUCUUAGAGAGCAAGGUGUGGACUUGGAGGGAUCUGGUUUGUUUCCUACCGUAAAUAAUUUAGCACCGAGCCUCAGUCAAUCCGAGCUGGAAUCUGGAUUUUUGAGCACUCAACGCACAUCGUUUUCCGACCCGCAGACUGAACAAACGCUUCAAGUAUCCGUUGACAGAAUGUCGGACGUCAAUGGCUUGCUCUGUACCCUAUGGAGCAAACAUCGGUUGACGAUUGCCAUUGCAUUCAUCAGCUACAUAGCAUUGGUUGCCAUUCUUCGAUACCGCCGCAUGGCAAAUAUUGAGGCCCCAUUCGCACCUGGCAAAAAGGCCUUGUCGGAAAUGACAGGAAAAGAAGCACACGCUAUCCUGAGCCAAUUACAGGAGCUCGAGUUUCCACACGCUUUUGCUAAAGCUCGCAAACUUGCUCUAUUGAAGGCUGGAGGUAUCCCGACUAUGUCCAAACUCUUCGCUGUUACAGGCCAAAACAAUAAGCGGAAUUCGGGGAAGCGCGCUGUUGAUACGGAAAUCCUCUUGCGAGAGGUGCAGUCUAAACCAAGGAAUUCUGAUCGCUAUUCAUCAGCUGUGGCCAGAAUGAAUUUUCUCCAUGCUCGUUAUCGCCGUGCCAACAAAAUCACGGAUAAUGAUCUCCUCCAUACUCUGGGUGACGGUCUUGCUGAGAUCCUGAACGUUGUUGACAGAGAAGAAUGGCGCAAGCUUACCGACGUUGAAAAAUGUGCUCUCGGCAUCUUUCACAAGAACUUGGGGGAAGACAUGGGUAUCCCCUUUGAUGUGCUUCCUUCAAAAGCCGAUGGAUGGAAAGAUGGCCUGCAAUUUGCGAUUGAAUUGAGAGACUGGACAAUCCAAUAUGAAGAGGAAGUGGCAAAGCCCACGGUGACGAACGAUCAAUACGUCCGAGUCUACGUUGAUUCGGCAUUGUCAUCGCUGCCUGGGUUCAUAAGAACAAGUGUCCGGAAGAUGCUGGGUAAUGACUUGGACGAUGUCAUGAGAACGAGCCUUUGUCUUGAGUCCCCUGGCCCAGUCCUUUGGUUCUUACUGGCCCUCAUCAGAGAAGGACGAAAGGUAUUCCUGCGAUAUCUUGCACUUCCACGCUCUUCGUCCAUUAAACUAGUGGACGAGAUGCCAAACCAAGAAACGCGUCUAUAUAACUUCCAAAGAAAAACCCUGCAGCCUUGGUAUGUUAAACCGGCUUUCUCGUCAAAAUGGGGACUCGGCGCGAUGCUUGUUAGAGCACUGGGAGGAAAGGUGCCUGGGUCGCGAGGAGACCGAUAUCAACCAGGAGGAUACGACUUGAUGACGAUCGGGCCGGAUCCACAGAAGGAGCACGGAGCGGAGGAGAUGAAAUCUGAUAUUGAGGUAAUUAAGGCGAGAGGUGUGGUUACAUGUCCGUUCUCACAGGCAAAGGCAAAUCCCGGUCACUUUCAGUGA
Molecule: messenger RNA, 2514 nt
Organism: Penicillium robsamsonii
Lineage: Eukaryota; Fungi; Ascomycota; Eurotiomycetes; Eurotiales; Aspergillaceae
Product: bZIP transcription factor
Exons: 6
Coding region: 1-2514 (837 amino acids)
Molecular function (GO): oxidoreductase activity
Source: RefSeq, a predicted model, not a curated record